CUGGCUGUGCAGCAUUGAGAGUGAGUGCCACUGACUGAAAGCGACAUCCAGAAACGUCUUCAGCAAAUUGGUGAGGUGUGAAGGACGCAAUCUAGGAGCGGUAAUUUCAGCACACGAGCACUUCUUCCACCUACUUUUCCUUCAAGCUCUGGCCUCGCCGAUCAGCUGCACGAACUAUCACCGGUGAAAUCAUGGCGUUCUCCGCCACUGCACAGAGGGCGGCCUUGGCACAGGGAUUUGCUACCAGCAUCCCAAGCGCUGAUCAGCCCUCCAAGGCCUCUUUUGCCGCAUUCUCCGGCUUCAGACCUGUAGCCCUCAAAAAGGCAGCACUUGACCUCCAUUCCGCCAAGCCCGCUAGGGUGAGCAUGCAGGCAGUGGCCACCAAGGCCUCUGCAUUUGAGAGCAUCACUCAGGCGCCCCCUGACCCCAUUCUUGGGGUUUCAGAAGCCUUCAAGGCCGAUACUAGUUCUGACAAGCUCAACCUUGGAGUUGGUGCUUACAGAACAGAGGAUAUCAAGCCUUAUGUGUUGGAUGUUGUGAAGAAGGCUGAGAAGCUGAUGCUUGAGAAUGGAGAGAACAAGGAGUACCUCCCGAUCGAGGGGCUAGCGGACUUCAACAAGGCCACCGUUGCACUGCUUCUGGGAAGCGACAACAAGGCCGUUAAGGAUGGGAGGGUCGCCACCAUCCAGAGUCUGUCCGGCACCGGUUCCCUCCGGUUGGGCGCGGCUUUCCUGGCGCGCUUCUACCCCGGGCGGACCGUCUUCCUCUCCAACCCGACGUGGGGCAACCACAAGAACAUCUUUGCGGACGCUGGCGUCGAGUGGAAGGAGUACCGCUACUUCAACCCGGCCACCAUCGGGCUCGACUUCGAGGGCAUGAUGGCGGAUAUUGAGGCUGCCCCCAAUGGCUCUGUGAUCGUGCUCCACGGCUGCGCCCACAACCCUACCGGCAUCGACCCCACUCCCGAGCAGUGGUCCAAGAUCGCCGACCUCAUCGAGAAGAAGAACCACCUGCCCUUCUUCGACGUUGCCUACCAGGGCUUCGCCAGCGGCAGCCUGGACGAGGACGCUGCGUCCGUGCGGUUGUUCGUCGAGCGCGGCUUUGAGCUGCUGGUCGCGCAGUCGUACAGCAAGAACCUCGGCCUGUACGCGGAGCGGAUAGGGGCGCUCAACGCCGUGCUGCCAACCGCCGACCUGGCCACCAAGGUGAAGAGCCAGCUGAAGCGGCUGGCGCGCGCGCUCUACUCCAACCCGCCCGUCCACGGCGCGCGCAUCGUCGCGUACGUGGUUGGCAACAACGACAUCUUCGACGAGUGGAAGCAGGAGAUGGCGGGCAUGGCGGGGCGCAUCCAGGCGGUGCGCGCCACGCUCGUGGAGGAGCUCAAGAAGCGCGACACCAAGGGCCGGGACUGGUCCUUCAUCACCAGCCAGAUCGGCAUGUUCUCCUUCACCGGCCUCAAGCCCGCGCAGGUAGAAAACAUGACCAAGAAGUGGCACGUGUACAUGACCAAGGACGGCAGGAUCAGCUUGGCGGGUCUAAACAAGGCCAGAGCCGGAUACCUGGCCGAUGCAAUGAUCGAUUCGUUUGACAACUUCUAGAGGUCUUUUCGAGCAGUAUUCGAGAAGUUCGAACGAUUUUGUCAGGAGGGACGUACGUGUUGAUCAGGGAUUUAAGGUCAGGAAGGCUCGGCAGCUGCAUUGCAGUCGGUUUCAGGCAAUAGAAAGCAUAGAUAGUUCUACGAUCAUAGAGCGUCCGCGGACGAUCUAACAGCAUGAAAAUGGAACAGGGUCACCUACGAUAUAGUUAAGGCAUUGCAGGUAAAGAAGUUUUCAUACCGAGUCAACCUGGAAUGUGCAAGUAUGUUGCCGGUGGCGAUAGACAAUAAGCCAGAUCAAGCCCCAAUUAUCGCUUGCUUCUUCCUGCUUGCACUUUGCUAUACCCGCCUCCUUUCACC
This is a messenger RNA of Klebsormidium nitens, 1954 nucleotides long. The record is from the annotation of a GenBank genome assembly. Lineage: Eukaryota; Viridiplantae; Streptophyta; Klebsormidiophyceae; Klebsormidiales; Klebsormidiaceae.